UCAGAAGUAGGAAUGUACUAACUCAUCAAUUUUGUGUUUGUAAUGUUACUUCAUGUUCUUUUUGAGUUUUUCACUUUCCACUCCAUUCCAUCUAGUACCUAACUUAUAUUCCGCCUCUUUCCAUCCCUCCAAGGACAUACUUUUGCUAAUUUCUUUACGAUAAAUUUAAAUUACAUUUUGAAACGUCAUGAGUGAUGAUGAAAUUGGAAGGAUUCACGACCCUAAUGCAGAAGCAGGAAUCUCAGGAGAGGAAGAAUUCCCUCACGACGAAGGGAGUGGGGCUGAGAAUGCUGAUAAGACGAAACAAAAUGAAAAACCAAAAGUAGUAAGGAAGAAAAAGGGUCAUCGACCUGUAUUGAAUGCUGAGAGACUUGUGGGUCCCCGUGGUCUGGCCCAUAUGGAUAAACAUUUCUUUACCAUGAGACUGUAUGGAAGGACCCGCACUGUCAAGCGAGACUACGACAAAGUUUUAAGAGGUCUGGAAAUGUGGAGCCAUCAACUUUACCCAGCUGGCAAUUUUGAUGACAUCCUGAAGAAAAUCGAGCACCUGGGUAACAAUAGACGUGUCAAGAACUACGUAAACCGGAUAAAAUUGGGGCUUGAAGACACUGAUGAAGAUUCAGGAUUGGCCAGUGAAGAUCCUCUCUCUUCUCCUCCUCAGGCAUCACCAGACACUGAUGAUAAUGCAUCACCAAACACUGAUGAUAAUGCAUCACCAAACACUGAUGAUGCGCUUGAUGCCAUAUUUUCAUCCCAACCAAUGCGACCCUCACCCCCAGCUGCAUCAUCAUCAAGACAGACCUUAACAGAACAGCAGCAAGAGAGGAUGCUUCAAAAUCGUAAGAUUGCUGAAGAAAGAAAAGCAAAACGGCUGAAACAACUCCAAGAAAUGAACGCAUCUCAAAAGACUCAGACUUCUGAUGAGUCAACUUCUUAAACGUACAGUUCCUAAUCUUGUUAGGUAUUUUUAGGGUUACUUUCGAAUAUUGAUUUUUUUUACCAAGUGUGUCCUUAUGUAUGUAUGGAUUAGACAUAGUUAAUUUUGUUAAUUAAUUGACUUACCAUUAAAAAUACUUGUUUUUUUA
Molecule: messenger RNA, 1085 nt
Organism: Macrosteles quadrilineatus (aster leafhopper)
Lineage: Eukaryota; Metazoa; Arthropoda; Insecta; Hemiptera; Cicadellidae
Product: TIMELESS-interacting protein-like
Exons: 5
Coding region: 188-937 (249 amino acids)
Biological process (GO): replication fork processing; DNA replication checkpoint signaling; DNA damage response
Cellular component (GO): nucleus; replication fork protection complex
Molecular function (GO): DNA binding
Source: RefSeq, a predicted model, not a curated record